AUGUUUGCCAAUCUGGAUCUACUUGGUGAAGAUAACAAUACACCCACACCAAAAGAUAUCUCAUCCAUUCUCUCCCCACCUGGAAAUUAUCUCUCACCAGCGUCCCUAGAAAGUAGCUCAACAUCGCUUCGAGGUGAUAACGUUGACCAAAGAAUCGAUUAUCAAAAACAUUCAAUACCAGGGUCUUUUCUAAAUGAUAGAAUACAACCACUUGAUUAUUUGUACAACAAUAAUAAAACUAUGACUUCACCAGCUGAAGCGGAAAUCAAAAAGGAAACAAAAGAAAACAGUACACCGCCAAUAAUUAAGACUGAAGAUGUAUCUGCUUCAAAUGCUUCAACUAGCGAUAAAAAAGGCCAUAUCGCUAAAAGAAAGUAUUCCAGAAAUGGGUGCACCGAGUGCAAAAGAAGAAGAAUGAAAUGUGACGAAACCAAACCUAUAUGCUGGCAGUGUGCACGAUUAAACCGUGAAUGCGUUUACAUUCUAAACUCGAAGAACAAGAAAAGAAAGAACAAGGAUAAACCUGUGCCUUCUGGAAAGCAGAAGAGUUCGAGCAAGUCCUCUAGUGAAGAAAUCAAGGACUCUACCAAGGAAUCGGCCAGCAAUUCAAAUAGCGAACUGAAGUCCACUUUACCAAACACGAAUCCAGAAACUCAACCUUUUUCUCACAUCAACUCUCAUCUUCAUGAUCUUCAAAAGAUAGAGGUGCCUAACUUAGUCCCUCCUAGUAAUAUGGAUGGAUAUGACGUGAACCUCUUGAUGCAAAAUCUAAAUGAUAUGGUCAAUAUGAAACUGAAUGAUUCCUUUUUACUGAAUGAAGAUUUCCAUGAGUUUAAUUUGCCUGAUCUGAUUAUACCGGAAUUGAUGGGACCGGCCCCACUACCAAGUACCGUCCCAAUCUCUUUCUUAAUAAACGAUACCAUUAUAUUCAAUACAGACGUGACAUCGUUGAAAUUGGAUGGUAUUCAUGAUAAGUACUUGAAAGUAUUUUAUUAUGACUGUCUAGAUUCUAUAGCUCCAUUUUUCCAAGAGCAAGCCAAUCCAUUAAGAGAUAUUUUACUAUCAUUUGCGAAGAAGGAAUCGUACUUGUUAUCUGCUCUAUUAGCCAUUGGUGCUUCAAUCACAUAUAGAAGAUCUAACAACCUGGAAGAUGAAAAAAAUUACUGUGCAUAUUUAUCACAUUGUUUAAGUUUGCUUGGCGAACAAUUCCAGAACGAAUCCAAUGUUAUACAUAAAAUUGAACCAAUUAUUUUAACAGUUAUAAUGUUAGCAUGGGAUUGUAUAUAUACAAUGAAUUCACAAUGGAGAUCACAUUUAAAGGGUGUAACAGAUCUGUUCAAGAAGAUUAACGCUGGUAAAUCAUCAAAAGUAAUUAACGUUGCCAAAUGUUGGUUCAAAGUUAUGGAAACAUUCGCCAGUGUUAGUACUGUGCUCGGAGGUUCAAUAAUGGAUGACAAUGAUUUAGACGUGAUUUUUGACCCAUAUGAUUAUCAAUAUGUGGAUUCUUUAAAAUAUUUGAAUAUCAUGACUCCAUUAAAUGAAUUCAACUUAUUACGUGGACAUAAGGAAGAUUUUGAUUUAGUCAUUAAAGAAGUUAUCAAAGGUCUUAACUCCAUUAGACGCUCGGAGAAAAAUGACAUACCAAAAGAUGAUGGAGUACUCAACAAAAAUCAAGAUUAUCUUAUAUGGUCCGCUCAACCUAAUACACCACAUGAUAAGGAAAAAGGAAGCCUUUCCUAUUUUGAAAUUCAAAAGAUUCUGGUCGAUAUUGAUAAACAAUUGGAAUAUGAAUUUAUUGAUAAAUCUGGUAUAAUUCCCCCACAUAGCCAAUCUCAUCCUGAUAAUAGCCACAUAGAAGAUUACGCAAUCAAUUUGGUGACUCUAAGAAAUGGGAAGACUAUUGCUAUCAGUUGGUAUGAUAUUUCUCAUCAAACACAAGUCCUUUCAUUCUUACUUAUUGUACUUUUGAAGCUUUUGGGGAUACCAAAAGAAUCUCCAAUAGUACAGCAAGUAGUUAAAAGACUUUUAUCAUUUUUCAGCUUUUUAGAUAGUGAAGCACCUCCACAUAAUUCGAGAACAUGUUAUUGUAAUUUUGCUGUCUUAAUUGCCGGUCUUAACGCUAUAGAUGAAGAGACGAGAGAUGUUGUUAGGAAAUAUUAUGAUCUGAACGGUAAAAAAUUCCAAAGGUUAACGGAACAUAAUUUAAAUAGAUUAGAGAAAGUAUGGUAUAGCAAAGAGGGAACUUAUAAGAUGGUGGAUCAGGAUGUACUGACCUGGUAA
Molecule: messenger RNA, 2280 nt
Organism: Naumovozyma dairenensis CBS 421
Lineage: Eukaryota; Fungi; Ascomycota; Saccharomycetes; Saccharomycetales; Saccharomycetaceae
Gene: LYS14
Product: Lys14p
Exons: 1
Coding region: 1-2280 (759 amino acids)
Biological process (GO): positive regulation of transcription by RNA polymerase II
Cellular component (GO): nucleus
Molecular function (GO): transcription cis-regulatory region binding; zinc ion binding; DNA-binding transcription factor activity, RNA polymerase II-specific
Source: RefSeq, a predicted model, not a curated record